Messenger RNA from Staurois parvus, 329 nucleotides. Lineage: Eukaryota; Metazoa; Chordata; Amphibia; Anura; Ranidae. The record is from the annotation of a GenBank genome assembly.
AUGUAUGUGAAUGCUUUGAUACAGUAAUGUUAUACUAUGAGAUUUUAGUGCAUUGAGUGAAUGUCGCAUUUUUAAAUGUUUGAAUUUCUUGCCAGUUCCGUCCCGACGCUCGCAGGGAACGGAACCCGGAAGACGGAUGCCAGCAUCGACCGGAGGAGAUGGCCAGGAACGCUGCAGGGGGGACAUCGCGGGAGCGCAGGACAAGGUAAGUGCUGGAGGGAAUCCCAGAGCAACGUUGCAGUGUAAUCCCGAGUGUAGCUAAGGGUUACUGCUUCUUGUACUGAAAGUUUACCCCGAGCUACACUCGGGAAUACCGCCAGGGGGGUUAA